UGCUUUAUUUGGAUUAGUCAGGGUUAGCAUUAGCGCUAGCUUUAGCGUUAGCAUUAGCAUUAGCGCUGGAAUCUUACGGAAGCUAGCGCUUUGACAUGGACAGGGAGAAACUCGGAUUAAUCCACUUUAACUCGGAUUAACGCGAAUCUCUGUCUCGUCACACAACUAAACCAGUUAAUAAUAAUAUUAAUAAUAAUAAUAAUUUAGCGAGUCGUGUGGUUAUAUAAACCGCUAGCUAGCUAACUAGCCAAACUAAAGGGAGUAGUUGUUGGUUCCGCAAACUGUUAGCACUGUUAGUUUAUUUAUCUUUAAUUGACGGAGUUAAAGGAUGGAUUUCAGCGUCAGGAGACUCGCAGCAGAUGCUGGAACUUUCCUGAGCCGCGCGGUGCAGGUACAGUUUAACACCAGCUUUCACAGAGGAGAAGCUUGGCCAGGCGGAGAGGACCGAGUUAGACGCUCACCUGGAGAACCUGCUGUCGAAAGCCGAGUCGACGAAACACUGGACGGAGAAGAUCAUGAAGCAGACGGAGGUUUUACUGCAGCCCAACCCGAACGUGAGGAUGGAGGAGUUUCUGUACGAGAAGCUGGAGAGGAAAAUCCCAACACGAGUCAACAACCACGAGCUGCUGGGGGAGUGCAUGAUCGACGCCGGGCACGAGUUCGGACCUGGAACGGCAUACGGCAGCGCUCUGAUUAAAUGCGGCGAGGUGGAGAAGCAGCUCGGCGGCUCGGAGCGAGAGCUGAUCCAGAGCUCAGCCAUUAACUUCCUCACUCCGUUCAGGAACUUUAUCGACGGAGAUUAUAAGACCAUCUCGAAGGAGCGUAAGCUGCUGCAGGUGAAACGCCUCGACCUGGACGCGGCUAAAACACGGCUAAAAAAAGCUCGAGCAGCAGACGCUCGCUCUGCGGAGUUUAGCUCCGCCCCCUCGCCAGGAGAGGAGUACGUGUUUUCUUACAUGCUCUCCUUCUUGCAUGUCAAAUGGCUGAAGUUUUGGGCUCAGGAGAUCCAGCAGGCAGAGACGGAGCUGAGGAUAGCUCAGAGUGAGUUUGAUCGCCAGGCGGAGAUCACCAGGUUACUGCUGGAGGGAAUCAGCAGCACUCACGCUCAUCACCUCAGGUGUCUGAGUGACUUUGUCGACGCUCAGGCUGUGUAUUACGCUCAGUCUUAUCAGUACAUGGUCAAUCUACAGAAACAGCUCGGCAGUUUUCCUUCAGCUUUCUCCUCCAAUAACAACCAGCCUGCUGCCUCCUCUGCUGGAAUUUCUGUCCCUGCGACCUUGGCCACGACCUUGACCCCGACCCCCACCGUGACCCCGGGUCAGAGUUCACCGAGCCUUAACGAGCUGCGUAAUUCCUGCGGUCCGCGCCGAGCGCGCGUGCUGUACGAUUACGAUGCCGCCUGCAGCAGCGAGCUGUCCCUAUUGGCCGACGAGGUGAUCACCGUGAGCAGCGAGCCGGGCCUGGAUUCUGAUUGGCUGAUGGGGGAGAGAGGACACCAGAGAGGCAAAGUACCCAUCACUUACCUGGAGCUGCUCAACUGAGACACACACACACACACACACACACACACACUCCGACCCGUCUGUGUCAUUUCACUCUCAGUAUUUGUGCCUUGUUUGCUCGUGAGUAGCCAAAAACAGACUUUAGCAUUUCAUUAACGUGCCAUAAAGAAUUAUUUUCUACUCAGCGUGUGACUUUAUAACUAAUCCAGAGUGCUAUAACAUGUUAUAACGCUUUAAUAAAUAUAUCAGGUGGUUAUAAUGCCAAAUGUAAUAAUUAUUACUGUUUGUUUUGGACACUAGAUACGUGUGAGAGAUGAUGAGAUUAUGGAGAUUAUGGAAGAGAUCAUGAUUGUAAUCCUGUUUUUUUUUUUGUUUGUUUGUUUGUUUGUUUGUUUUUAAAACCAUGCCCUUAUUGACUUUCCCUCGUCCACUUGGUUAAGUGCCCUUGGCUGUUUAAGGUCACAUUAAAGUUCAUUAAAAUGGAAUGAACACACUGCAGACUUCAGGAACAGUGUUUAAGCUGUGAAUAUAAAGAACAUCUGUUCAACACAUCCA
This is a messenger RNA of Pangasianodon hypophthalmus (striped catfish), 2057 nucleotides long. It is a transcript of the gene sh3glb1b, whose product is annotated as SH3-domain GRB2-like endophilin B1b. The transcript is spliced from 11 exons. NCBI's taxonomy places the organism in Eukaryota, Metazoa, Chordata, Actinopteri, Siluriformes, Pangasiidae. Bases 516 to 1541 code for a protein of 341 amino acids. The record is from RefSeq and is a predicted model, not a curated record. Gene Ontology annotation, cellular component: membrane; cytoplasm. Gene Ontology annotation, molecular function: protein binding. Gene Ontology annotation, biological process: membrane organization.